Molecule: messenger RNA, 937 nt
Organism: Chironomus riparius
Lineage: Eukaryota; Metazoa; Arthropoda; Insecta; Diptera; Chironomidae
Source: the annotation of a GenBank genome assembly
UCUUAUUAAAGUUUUUUUUCCUGAUUUACUCUCGCAUAAACACUUUGUUUACUAUUUUUUCAUACGUAAUUUCAAUUCUGAAAUAUUAUGAGAUUUAUCAUUCCUUCAGUUGUUGUUCUUCUAAUCACAAUCGCUGUAACAGCUGUUGAAUUUGAAUGCUUCUACAAUACGGAAGACUUUCCUAGUUAUGGUUUUGUGUACAGCUGUGCGAUAAAAAUUGGUGAAAUUAAGAAGAAAUCGGAUGUGGAAAUAAAGUCAAUGAAUGGGAAUCAUAUUACAGAUAUUGACAAUGAUGGUGUACUCGGUUUCUUAGUUUUCUAUAAAAUUCUACAUCAUUUCCCUCAAAAAGUCACCCAUUUCUUUAAAAACAUUAAAGCUGUAAGUGUUGAAUAUUCGAAAUUAAAAGAAAUUCACAAGGAAGACUUGCGACAAUUUGGUGAUAAUUUAAUUGAUUUUGGACUUGAAGGAAAUGAAAUUCAAACAAUAGAAGCGGAACUCUUUUCACAUAAUUCAAAUCUUAAAUACAUAUCAUUAAUUAAUAACAAAAUUCAAACAAUAGCUGAAAAUGUAUUCGACAAUCUCAAUGGACUGUAUGGAAUAAAUUUGCUGAAUAAUAAUUGCAUCAAUUAUGUAUAUUAUGGACAAGAAAUUAGAGGAUUCAUUAGAAGCAUUACGUUAAAAUGCAGUGAUAAGUUUCCAUCGAGAGAUAUUCGAAUACCAACUAUAAUUACGGAAGAGGAUUAUAAUUCAUAUUUGGUAAAAUUGAUGAGGAAGAAAAUCAUUGAAUUAGAGCAGAAAAUUGAAGAAGUCAACAACACGAAUUGUAGAAAUAUGUGAUAGAUAUGUGAUUUUAGUAUUAAUGAAAAUGUAAAAUUUAAGCAAUUAUCUCCAAGAAUAUAGCUUAAGUAUGAAUAUGUUAAGAGCAAUUCGAUAAUCC